Messenger RNA from Scaptodrosophila lebanonensis, 1776 nucleotides. RefSeq names its product ras-related protein Rab-10 (gene Rab10). The transcript is spliced from 4 exons. The record is from RefSeq and is a predicted model, not a curated record. Bases 307 to 921 code for a protein of 204 amino acids. Lineage: Eukaryota; Metazoa; Arthropoda; Insecta; Diptera; Drosophilidae. Gene Ontology annotation, cellular component: insulin-responsive compartment; recycling endosome; Golgi apparatus. Gene Ontology annotation, molecular function: GTP binding; GTPase activity. Gene Ontology annotation, biological process: cellular response to insulin stimulus.
GUUUUUUAUAUUGAUAGCAACAAUUGCGUUUUUAACUUUGAGAAAAUUGAGUAGCUGUGUUCAAAUAAAAUAAAAAAGUCUGCAACCAACUGUUUAUAUCGUACAUGUGUGCAUCAGUAAUAACACAAACAACACAAAUCCGCAACAAUAAUUCAAUAUAAUAUACAUACAUAUACUAAAGUUGUUUGUCACCUGUGUGUUGUGUGUAUGUGCUUUGUUCCAUAGGCUGUGCUUCACUGUGUGCGUGUGUGUUGUGCGAGUGCGUGUGUGAGUGCGUGUGCGUCUGUGCGCGUGCCGUAACUUGAAAUGGCAAAGAAAACUUAUGAUUUGCUCUUUAAACUGUUGCUAAUUGGAGAUUCGGGCGUUGGAAAGACCUGCAUAUUGUUCCGAUUCUCGGAUGAUGCGUUCACCUCAACAUUUAUAUCAACCAUAGGAAUCGACUUCAAAAUAAAAACAGUCGAGCUCAGAGGGAAGAAGAUAAAACUACAAAUAUGGGACACUGCCGGUCAGGAGAGAUUUCACACAAUUACCACAUCCUAUUACCGUGGAGCGAUGGGCAUUAUGCUCGUUUACGAUAUAACGAAUGAGAAGAGUUUUGAAAACAUUGUAAAAUGGUUACGAAAUAUAGACGAGCAUGCAAAUGAGGAUGUGGAGAAAAUGAUAUUGGGAAAUAAGUGCGAUAUGUCGGAUAAGCGUGUGGUUAAUAAAGAACGCGGCGAAGCGAUCGCACGUGAGCACGGAAUUCGUUUUAUGGAGACAUCCGCCAAAUCGAAUAUUAAUAUUGAGCGAGCAUUCUGCGAACUUGCCGAGGCCAUAUUAGAUAAAACCUCUGGACGUGAAUCGGCCGAGAAUCCGGAACGUGUGGUCAUUGAUCGUAAAAACAAUGACAAGGCGCCGGGCUAUAACAAAUGCUGUGCGUAAGGGCAGCAGUUAAAAACUGUGUGUACCAGAUACGAGCGAAGCAAUACUUAUAAAGAGGGGUACAUGCCACGCCCAGCGCUGUACAAAACAAACAUUUAUUGGACAAAGAUGUUACAGCCGUGUCUGCCAAGAUUAUAAACAAAACAAAAUAGCAAGCAACAGAAACAGCAAUAGAAAAUGGAAACAGAAAUAGAAUUAUCAGAUAGAUGGAUGGAUGGGAAAAAAAAGAAUGAAACAGCAACCAAGAAACAACCUACCUAAAGUUUAAUAUUGUAUAACAAAAUUUAUAGAUACUUUACCUAAAACUACUACAACAACAACAACAACUACUAUUUAAAGUGCGAUCUAGAAAUACAAUGUACGUUGUUUAAAACGCACAACAAGUCGACAACAGUUUUGACCAAUGUUAGUAGAACGAAGGGCUUAAUUAAGCAUUUCUAAUCAAAUCCAACACAGAGCUGAGGACAGAGAGACGACACCCAUAUCUGUACUUAUAUAACUCUAAUAACUAUAUGCUUAGUUAGACAGACACAUACAAACUACAUACAUACAUACAGACUUAAAUUCAAAACCAACUCAAAACUCAUUCACACGCACGCGACUUACUCUCUCGUACAUGAAAUGUAUUUGUAUAUGAAUUAUUAAAAUGUUGUAAGAAUGUUUACGAUACAACAACAAAUAACAACAAACAACAACAAAUGAAUAUAAUACGUUUUUUGGGGCUAUGUUUUUUUGAGCGCUUUAGCUUCAAAAGUAACAAGACAAACAGAAUAUUUAUAUAUGUAUUUGUAAAAGUAUCAAACAUUUUGUAAUGCAAAGAAAAAAAGUAAACUAAACAAAAUUAAAAACUAAAAA